AUGAUUGGUGUUCUCCGGCCACAGACAACCCCAAGCGGUAGCAACAACCCCAGCAGAGAGAGCGGAAGUCUUGUCCAGGGUAGUAGAAGAGAGACCAAGACCACCAAUACCCCGGCGCAAAGAUAUCUUGCGCCGGACGGAUGUGAUGACGCCCGGCACUUGGCGACCUAUGCGCUAGCAGAAGAUCCGGCCGGCGACGAUGCAUCUGUCACUGCGUCGACAUCGCCUAGACUCAUUGGAGGGCACAGCAGUGAUGUCUACUCCACCAGAGGUGAUAAGCGAGCGCCACCUCAGCUGCGACCAGCCCGGCUCGCAGUUGCCGUUGUUCAAUCAACGAGUGAUGGCCAUCAGGUCAAGGCCCUGGACAACCGUGCGGAGGUUGGGACGAUUUGCGUGGCUGUGGCGCACCAAGCGCUGAACAGGGCUUCCCAUACACAUUUGGGUACAGCGGGGCCUGGAGAGUCUAUGCUAAACACCAACCUUUCAGCCUUUGGUGCGACCGGGCUAUCACCUCUCUCAGCGAGCGCCGGCACACUGCGGAAGAUCGUACGUCGAUGUGCACAACUAUUUGCACCGCGUGCUGCUGGUAGGGAAGCACAUGGCAGCGAGGAAGCGUGUUUGGUGCUCUACUGUAAGCUUCCCGGCGGAGUGAUUAUGGCGUCUCCUCUGGACGGACCGGCCUUUCGUCUUCGAAAAGAUGUCGGUGCGGUCGAGGGAAAGAGGUCGGUGGGCAGAGAGGCGACUGACGGCGCACAGCAGAAGUCCUGGACACUGCCGGCGGAGGGGUUCGAAGCUCUCUGCGACUUGGAAGACUCCGUGGCACCAGGGCUUCCAACACUAGCCAGGGAGAUGGCGAGAGACGGCAACUGCGUGGCAAACGAGAGUGGCGGGGCCACCAGGCCCUUAGCCGAGGAGAUUUCCCUUCGAAUCAGCGGCGACAACGAGGACCGGCAGAGCUACGUGGUGAUCCCACGAGUGGCAGGCAUAGUCUUUGCCCGGCUAGGCCCCGCAGGACCCCGUGCUGUCACCGGGGGUCACGCGAGCGAUGUCGGCAGCAGUGGCCGCGCUUGCGUUCGAGCGUCGGUAGUGAUGGCUCGACUUGAGCGAGAAGACGGCGGCACCGGCACGCUGGCUGUGCGGCACCGGUAUGUCCUCGAGGAGUUAGAUGUGUUUCGCGGGGACGGCGAUUUCCGAGACUGCAGUAGAGCUGUUAAUACCGAGAGAGCAAGUGCAAAGAAGAUCACAAGACGCUAUCUGUCUCUGCCGGUGGCUUACGCCGAUCUGCUGGAGGAGGCCACUUCGCCGUCGCCAAGCCCGGGGGGAAAAUUUUUUUCUUCCAGAAUCUGUAGCCGAUGGCGCCGGCGGCAUAAGCACCGAGCAGGCGCGAAUCAAGUCGUCCCCGACGUAGGAGAAGACAUCGGAUUCGAAGACGAGCGGGGUAAACGCCUGCUCGGCCCCGAGCAGCCUGUACGGGAAGACAGACGCGCCGCAGGCUCAAGGAAACCCAGCCAACGCGAGCCGCCAUCUGCCACGGCGCCACGCGCCGGGGGGGUCAGCACUCGCUAUCAGCCCGAGGAACCACAAGAGCUCGCUCUCACCGUACGCGGGGUGCAAGCGGCGUCGUUGGACCAGGCAAUACGGUGGGCUUCGACGCGAGAAGUCGUCUGGGCGGUGUUAGCCGCGGCGUGCCGACCGGAGGACGGCGGUUGCCGCACGGCGGCUGAGACCCGAGGAGAUGCGGCACAGACGACAGCGGUCUGUGCCGCGGGUGCGGCUCGUGCCCUGCUGGCCAGGGUGUUCGGGAACGGUACACCAGACCGAGGAACAGCCAGAAUUAGUGACAAGGAGGCGCCGAUUGUUCUCGGUCGGUGGUGGGAAGGCUUCUGCGCGGCCGCGGCGCCAUUUUGUUGCGACGACGGCGGGGGGCAGGGUACCUUGCCCCUCCUGCGAGAGGCUCCCAGAUUUCUCCUCGAAGGGAUGCUGGAAAUCCCCGCGGUAGAGACGGCCUUUCUCGAGCGAGGCUUGGUACGGCAUCUGGCGGACGUUUUGCACCUCGCUUUGGUGCAGAUGAAAUCCGCUCGGGAAGAGGAGGAAUUGUGCGAUCAUCAUAGCACGGGCUAUCCGUGCACUGGGAACGCGUCUCCGUGCGGAAUGACCAACCUCCCCGACGGUGACGCCAAUGCUUCCGGUCCUUCCCACGGCACCAUCGGGGCGAUUAUCCGGCCAAUAAAAGAAGAAGGUGGUGCAUCCUCCUCCCCUGAAGCGGACCCUCGUGAUCAACGACUUCCGUGGUGGCUAAUUUUCCACCAAAGGAGGGGGAAAGCAUGUUGUAGACAUUCUGAUCAUGCCUUCGAGGACGCGCUCAAAACCGGUGGUGGUAGCGCCGACGGAGGUAGCACCGGGAGGAGCUGCAGGAUGGUGUCGGGCGACAGCAAGGGAGAAAGAGUGGGCCGUGGACCUGACACCAGCCGAAAAGACGACGCCAACGACUGCCUGAACGUCGCUGCCGGCAACGACAGCCUCGGAUCGGAAUCCGUGCCGACUCCCUCCGUAUCAGAGCACCGGGAGCGUGAGGGGAUAGUGCAGCGGAGGACCGGACACGGCACUGAUGUUGUCGCCCACCGGGAGAGGAUUUCCCCGCCGAUGCUACGGCUCGACGCCCUGGACUCGAUUCUCGCCACCAAAGAGUGGGGGUCUCCACGGGGUAGUUCGCAGCGCGCGGCGGUAACCUUGUCCACGGCUUCUACUCGGGCGGCGCCGGAACAUCUGCCUACGUUCUUGAGCGCACGGGGGGCAACAAGCCGGGCCUCCGCUCGCCAUGGCAGCGGGUGCUCCUUGCGCACUGGUCGCACAACCCAGAGAGACUGGACAGCCUCGACCGGGUGUCCGACCGUUCGAAGUGUUUCGCCUACCGUCGUGACUGAUGUGGAUGCGGCGGCGUCUUGCCCGCUGCCGCUGCCGUUGCCCCAGCCUUUGUUGUCGAAUGACAGGGACCCUGUCCGCGGUGAUGACGGGCGUGGCGGAGAAGAAGUGGGUAGUGGAGGAAGUGAUGGUGGCGGCGAUGGUGAACGUUGUGGUGCUAGUGGAGAUGAAAUGUGUUUGGGAGGUGGUGGUGGUGUGGUGGUAGGGACGAGGGCGGCUAGCGGCGGUGGCAGUAUUCCACCGGCGGUGGAGCAAGCACCGGGCAAAACUGACGGAUCCGGCAUCAUUGAGGAUGAUGAUGGCAAUCUCCUUCACAAUUCUGACACGGCAGACACCGUCGUGCCGGCGACGCACGGCGGAGGAUAUGUCAGUGUCAGGAAAGAAAUGCCUCGCUUGUCUCUCGAGGAACUCCCGGUGACGAGAACGGCGGCAGAAGCUACAAGUGUGGCCGUCGAUCGAGAUAGCCCAUGCACUUCCGGCACCACCUUCGCCCGGGUUUCCCCCCGCGCGUCACCGGCGUCGCCCAAACAGUCUCCCGCUCCUGGGUAUGCCGAGCACAGCACAGAGCCUGGAGGUGGGUAUCUGGUGUUAUCGCCUCCGGUAGUAGAUGGCGGUCGCGGAUACUCUGCCAGGCACAGCCCUCACCAAGCAACGCAAAAUGGCGCCCUUGAGCAGGUCGACCGCACCCCGGACUGUAGACCGGGAUCCACGCCAUCUGCUACCGCCAUCACCGGCGACACUUUCGAGGGGCCUUCCGACGGCGUCCGUUCGCAAAACCACCCACCGGCUGUUGAGAACUCGGAUAGAGUGGACCACGGGAGCCUGCGUGCGCUGCCGACGUAUGACUCCCCGGUGACUUUGGUUGUCGAUUUGGCUCGUGGUUCGGCACUGGUAUUUGCGCCGCUGUCUCGGCCGUCACGGGCGCAGCAGAAGCGCCAGGCCACCGCACAUGUGUUCGGGGCCGCGGUUGCGAUCGCGAAGAUGUUGCUGUCCCUUCUCCCGUCGACGCCGGCCGAGCGUGAUCCCGAAGACAGACUUGUUGCCGCUCUGGAAGUUCUCUCGUUUGUAGGAGCGUUGUCGUGGACCGACGGCAACGCUUGGGCAACGGCACCUGUGACUACCACCUGUGGCAGCAAGCCGGCGGUGGUGGGCCACGCCAGGAGGAUCGACGCCGGUCCUCACGAUACCCGGCGUGAGCCCUCAGUUUGGCCGCUUGAGCUCGAUAACGUCGGGAUCGCGCUGCUGUCACGAGCGGGAGAGGUCCACCUGGACCGCCGGUUGUCGGUGCUACGGGUACAGUGUCAACGAACUGACCACGACGAGUGUGGCGAAGAGAUGACAUCCCAGUCACACCGAAGCCAUGUGCACAACGCGUGCAGGCUGGGCUUGGAGUGCGGGUGGAUGACCCGUUUGUUCCUCCGGAGGGUACUCGCCGCUGGUGCCUUCAACAGCGAGUGGCGGUCCGUGCUUUCCGCGGAACAAAGUGUCGAUGCCUUACGGUUUUGCGGCCGCGCCUUCGAGAUGCUACAGCGUGGCCUCCGCUGCACAUGUUCUUCGGGUGCGAGCUACGAUAUCGGGCGGUCCGACGACAACCACGAGGUUCAGGAAGAUUCUGCAGAGAUGGCACAAAGAUGCAGUGGGCACGCGGAAGAGUCGCUGCUGCUAACCGCUCCGGCCGCUGUUGACCUGGCCAGGUUGGUGGUUGUCCUUGUGAGGCAACCGGUAGCUUGGGGCGAGAACCCAGCCUGGGCGGCACUCACGCUCGGCUCGGCUGCUUCUCGUCGUGACGGUGAAGGCGCGAUUGUCCCGGUGCUAGUGGAGCUGCUUAACCAGUUGAUAUCGGUGACAUCUACCGAAGACGGAGAUGCCUCACAGGGGGUGGGGGCCGAAGCAGGACAACACUGGCGACAAGCACAUGGUGGUCACACCCUGCUCGAAGGGGCUCAAGCCCUGGAAAGAAGACUGACUGGGGGUGGAGAUGUUAUGGACGAGCUACUGUUUUCUCUGCUCGGGAGUUCUGCAGCUAUUGUGCGCAGAGCUGGAACUUUGCUGGAGACCCUGCAAGAAACCUCAGAUUCGGCGGUACCAGAGAGGGUGGACAAGGACGAAAAAGAAAUAUCAAAAGCUGCUGCUCUAGUCGCAAGGGAAAUGGCCCCCAUUUUUCGACCUGACGGACUAAUCCUGAAGAUGAUGACCACACCUCUUCAGAGCGGGUCCAGUAUCGAAGAGGCGACAGACACAUCGGCAACCGUUCCAACCAAACAGCCUGACGUAGGCAGCCCGAUCCCUUCCCCGUGUUUGGCGGCGGCGGCGGCUGUGCGGCUGAGCGCUGCAUACUUCUCCCUUUACGGGAGAACCCCCAGUCGCGAGGAGCAAGAUCUGGUGCGCCUAGAAGCUUUCGUGGACCCACUCUUUUCGCGUUUCCGUAAAGAAUGUGAGGCCUUGCUCGGACAAUCUCAGCCUGAAGGUAGCCACGAGGCCCCGCCGAGCGAGCGGGUGCGUCAAGCUGCGUGCGCGGCGCGGAAUGAGCCAAAGACAGAGCAGGAGGGCACCGCCGCGAGGCGGCGGGGCAGUGUCCUUCUUUGUCGCCUUCAUCUCGAAGCGCUGGUCGAGCUCGCAGCAGUGCAGGACGCGGCGGUCCGGAAGCGGCUCGACGACUGCCGCGUGGCACCGUUCUUAGUAGAACGCGUCCUUGGAGUGGGUGGCGACGCGGCAGGCACCACAAAAAAAUCACCUAGACCCGUCCACGGGUCAGUGGAGAAUUCAUCGUGCUGUGACGCAACAGUGACGUCGCGAAGCUCCCUGUCACGCAGCCCGUCCGCCGAGCACCUGUCUUCCGUAAACGGGUCAGGCAUCACCUCUCCGACCCACCAAGUCGCGAAAACAGAUACCGCGGAAACUUGUGGCGCCAGCUCCAGUAGCGCCGUCGCGGAGAAUGCCACGACUUCUUUGUCGGUGGGGGAUAGGGUUGACGGCCUCGUGUCCGUGAAACGCGGGAGGCCGAGGUGGUUUCCGGGGCGGGUUGCGGGCAUGAACGGGGAUGAUGGCACCGUGCACGUCUGCUUCGACGACGGCGACGAAGAGAUCAGAAAGGAUCCCGCAGAGUUGCGCCCUAGCCGGAAAAGGGACACCGAGAGGGUCAAGGGUCGAUCGCGUUCGACACUCCCAAGGCCCGCGGGAGGGGGGACGGCCGCUAGUGCCACGCAGAAAGGUGGACACCAGCUGGCGACGACAAAAGAACAGUCAAAGCCGAGGGUGUCUUCCAGGCCGACUUCAGAUGUCACGAACAGCGUGAUACCUCCGCCUGCCACCCAAACCAAGCGGUCUGACGCCGUAGCGGGAAAAGAGUGUUCGUCACACGGUAAUCGAAACGCGCCCGUUGAAAGUGGAGCCCGCAGAAGUGCAUGGGCGGGCGGGGAUGCCACCGUGGCCACCAUGUUUGAGGGGGGGGGCGACGUUCCUGCGACAGCGAUCGCUGCUGAUGACGGCGGCAUUGGUGCUGCCGAGGCCGACAGCGAAGACGACGACGCGUACUUCGUAAUACAAAGCGUGUUGGACGACGCGAGUGCGGUCAGCAACAACGGACGCCCGUCCGUCGCUGCCGAUUCCGCCGCUUCGAUGUCCGUGGUGCCCAGGAUAGACCUUCAGUCCCCGGUGUUUCGGACGAGGGUUUCUUCGUCACAGCUCGGCCCCGGCUCGUCGCUAUCCACCCCUACAACGGGGGGGGCGCGCAUUCUAGACACGGUUAGGGGCGCGGCAGGUUCGCGCUCCGAGGCGUCGCUGUCCACAGCGGUGUUCCCGAGCGGGCGGAGCUCGCGAGUUCUACGCCCGCCCUUGUUCACCGACCGGCCUUCCGCUAUCGGCGGCGGCGGCUCGUCGUCGCGAGGUUUCAGCAUGGUACGCAGCGCUUCCGUGCUAUCCGACACCCGCCCCCCGAUGGCGGACAGCGGUGGCAGAGUCACGGAACGCGAGAUCACGGGGCUGCUCAAAAACGACGGAGAAUCGUCGUCAGAUGAAGAUGAAGAAGAAGAGGAAGGAGAGGAGGAGGAGGAGAGGCCGGAAAAAGGAGUUCCAUUGCCGGAGGCGGGAAAUUCUCGCUCACCACGACAGCUUCCCCAAUGCAGGAGACAUAAAGUCGAAACGGACAAUGAGCGCGACGCGGGGGCAGGGGGCCACCCACAAGGGGCGAAGAGAAUGUCGGAGGAGGAAGCAGUGCGGCUGCGAGACGACGACAAAAACAAUCAGGUCUUGCCUCGAGUCAACUACGAGAACGAUCUGAGCGUGAUCCAACGCUACGCCGUCGAACUUCUUCUGUGCAUGGCCACUGCGCCGAGCGGCCACGGCAAUUCGCCGGCGUGGGAGCACAUCUUGCCGCCGACGUCGGCCAGGGGGUCGGUGGAGAUUGCUUCGCUGAGAGCGUUCUUUGACAGCGAUCGAAACGCCCACAUCGUUCCGAGCUUGAGGUCGCAGUGGCACCCAGAGGUGGCGGUGUUAGCGAAGCUAGUCUGCACCGCGCUGUUCGACGCGCAGAGCUACUCUCUCGACGGGGAUCACAUCGGGGCAGGAAGGUUUGGCGGGGUCAUCGUAUCCGAGUGUCCUCUUCCGCUUGGUGGUGGUCGGUACCAUCUAGCGUCAGCACAAGCAUCCUCCACACCUUCCUCUGCCGGAAAGGAAGAUGGACUGGAAUCACCAACAAGGCUGGCAGAGUCCUCGUUGAGCGUCCCGCCGCGACGGUCGAAGAGUGGCCGCGAACAGGGCGAGGUUGCUUUGAAGGUGAUAGGAAGGGACGACUUGGACGACGCUGUGGGCCAGAACGUUUUCUUGGAGGCCCUCGCGCUUCGCGCUCUCGCCGACGUCCCCGGCGUGUGCCGCCUCUACGACUUCGGCGUUACACCCACGUCAUACGUCUUGGUCCUAGAAAGGUGCGCUUGCAGCCUGAACGACUGGCGGUCCGCGCGCAGCGACAACGACAAAGACGAUCUAAGCACGUCUCCGUGUGGGCCUCGUUCUGACGCAGAGGUAGCCCUCUACCUCGCCGUUUUCCGGCAAAUCGUCGCCGCCGUGGGUGCGAUGGCGGCGAGGGGUGUCAUCCAUUUUGACCUCAAGUGCGACAAUGUCCUCGUUCGCGGCGGGAGCAGCAGGACUGAGUACCACGAGUGCCUUACCUCUUCGCCAACAGCGGCAGGGCUCAGAACCGUCUUGGCGAUGGAGCAGGAUAUAGUGCCGUCCGUCUGCGUAACCGACUUCGGGGAGGCGAUCGUCGGGCGGCGGCGGAGGUGCCCGCCAAAGGCAACCGACGCCUUCCCUGCGGCUGCGGGGCCAGACCCGGGCUCGGCCACAAAUGGCGAUGAAUUCUUUUUUGACGUGCGUGGUUCACGUGGAACCGAACGUAUCCAGAGUCCGGAGAUGGUUCUCCUGUCGGGACGCGGUGGCGGCACCGGUGGUGGUGGACCUUCAAGCGCGGACCCCGCUGUGGGUGCCGACCGAGGAGAGUCGGCUGGGGGAAUCACCACCGCAUCUGACGUUUGGUCGCUUGGGUGUCUACUGUACGAGCUGCUCUCUAUGCAGCCCCUGUUCAGAGACCUGCAAUGGUCUGAGUUUUUCGUGACCCUGACGGCGGGCGAAGUGGUUGGCGGAGCUGGCAACGGGACGGUUCCUGUGGCUGAGGGUGCGUCGGUACCCCCGUUGCCACCACCACUGAGCCUGUGCCCGUUCGCCGCUCUCGGCUGCGCCAAGGCGGUGAAGACUCUCCUAGAGGCGAUGUUGGUGCGUAACCCCGCCAAGCGACCGAGCGCCCUCCGAGUGGUGAGCGUUGUUGACGAAGCGCUGACGGCGGUCGUGUCUAGCCUCCCCGUCGGGAGCGAGAAGCAUCCACCGACGACAAUAACCCGACCAAAGACCAAGAAUCAAUCCGCCACAUCUCUGGGUUCGCCCGAUGCCAACACACACAGCAUGCCUCGUGGACAAGGAGACUCACCCGGCGGGGAACACUCGCAGGUGGAACAUCAGACAGAGGUCGUAGCACACAGCGGAAGGGGGUCCGGAGGACAGGCGACGACAGAAGCGGCGGCAGGACGGGCACCGUUCCACCCGUCCACGACCGUCGGCGCGCUCCGGAGCUUCGCCGCAAAACAGCAGUCGGGCGUUCUAGGAGGUAAGGGCGAGAAUCUAGCAGCUUGUCCGGCGCGGCAGCAGCUGGGCUCGGAAACCAUGGUGUGCUGCAACACCACAGUGUGGCGAGAUUGUUGCGUGGGGGCGGCCGCGGGGGGGACGUCAGCCUUGGCGGUAGACGAGAUGGCCCCCCUGGGGAUCAUUCUUCCGGCCCUCGGCAUCAGCCACAUCGUAUGCGUCAACACCACCUACGGCAACCCGGCCACGUCUAAGCAGCAGCAGUCAGACUCCCGAACGCCGGGAAAAAAAUCUCGAAUUCUGAGCGUCUCCGUCCGCACGGAGAAGGACCGAAGUCGGGAGGAAACCGGCGGGGCUUCGCCCCCCUCGAGUGCGGCGAGAUUGGUUCGGGACGUGGCGGAGUUUGCCACCGGGCCGAGGGUGCUUUUUGCCGGCGUAGGCGGCGGGUGCGGCGGCGAGGCAGGUGCCGUCGCAAUGGCGUGGGCGAUGGAGCGCACCGGGAAGGGGGCCUACGAGACCAUGCUAAGCUUUAGGCAGGCAUGUGCGGAGUUUUGGGUCGAGACGGCCACGAUCAAGUCUGUGCUAGGAUAG
Molecule: messenger RNA, 9642 nt
Organism: Ectocarpus siliculosus
Lineage: Eukaryota; Phaeophyceae; Ectocarpales; Ectocarpaceae
Source: the annotation of a GenBank genome assembly